AGGUCCAAGAUGACAGAGCGUACGGACGUCCACGUCGGUGGCAAUUGGUCGGUGGCGGAGGAGCUGCGGGCCAAUCAGAGCGUCGUAGAGCUCCAAGAGGCACAGCGGGGGAUGACAGGGGUACGCAUUCGGAUGUGGAUACCAUGCGAAUUGGGAGACCACCGGCUGUAUCAUCAUGUGAUGGCGUGGGAUGCGGUGUGAGUGUGUGACUGUGUGUGCAGACUACCACAUGCUGCGUGUCUGCACGCUUCAUGUACCAGCGGAAGGUGAGCUGGGGCAGAUUGGUGGAUUCCUCAACAAGGCAGAAUGCAGAACGAGGAGGAAACGGUGGCGAUUUGGGAAGUUUGGCAGGGCAGCAAGAGUGAUUCACACAGCUGCUGCUUCGCCGAUCGCAUGUGAAGUCUGCCGAUCCACUGGGCAGGCGGAAGGAGCUCAGAUACAUCCCUGCUGGCCCUGUGUGUGCCCGUGUCUGUGUGAGUGUCUGUGUGUGUAGGACGUCAAUGGCAUCGAGUUCGAUGAGAGGAGAGUGACUGGCCGAGUUCAAAACUGAAACAGGUCGAUCAUGGCGACUCUCGGCCUUUUCCCGAGCACACCCCCACCCCCGAGCCCGACAAGCAGUCGACUGGCGUGCCGUCGAGGCCAGUUGGAGGUCUCUACGCCGACCGACCCCGCUGUGGACAUGAACCGGUGUGGAAGCGUGUGCAGGUAAAUUAACUGCCUGACACGCACGAUUUAAGACGACACGCCGACUCACACUCAUUCUCUGUGCUCAUACAUGCAUGUGUGUGUGACCAGGACCCCUUCUCGCAGCGACCCGUCUCGCCGCCGCCGCCGCCGCCGCCGAUGCGUUCCAGCGCCGCGCCAUCUUCUCGCCCACGACCACUCGCCAACAGCACAGCCAAGCCGCACCCUCCUCCGCCCCCUGCCCGCCUGCAUCCACUGCCGCACACACCCACUGCCGCACGCACCCUCACCGCCGCGCCAGCAUCCCACAAGAAGGUGGAUACUGCAACGGUGUCUGCUGCUGCCCUGGAGGUGGUGCUGACCAAGUGCAGGGCCAUGACCCUGCCACACAAUGUGCUCCACAAGCUGCACAAGUGAGUCGAGUCGAAGGGUCAGGGUCCCGAGGGAAAUUUGCAGCCAGGCCACACAGAGGGACAGAGAGAGGGGCACCUGCUCAUCUGUGUGUGGUGUGUGAGUGUUGUUCGCAGGGCGAGUGAGUGUAACAACACACUGAGUGCCCUCUGCCACUCAGUCACUCACGCCAUGCGCCACGAGCUGCCCUCCGGCCCACUCUGUCUCAUGAUCCAUCACUGCGACAGCGACGAGCCGCACAGCCAUGCAAUUGUCAUGCAGAGCUCGCCCACCCUGCUCAAACCACCCGACGUGCCCCCCACACACACACUGACGUCUGCGAUUGUCUAUGCCGUGAUGCUGCACAUCAAGACCAACAGCCCCUCGGUGCAGCUGCCCGUGACGUCCAAGACCGUCAAGCUGUGUGUGGCCAUGACCAUAGACGGGUCGGGCCGGGGAUUCGUUUCGUUGCAGGUGUGGUGUGCCAGUCAGUCAGUCAGGCGACACACAGACACCACGACCAUAGUGUGAUACGUAUCUUGUGUGUGUGUGUCUCGUUAGCGAGGCGAGGAUAUGAUGCUCAAGGUGGGUGGCGGCCCGAGUGAGACCGACUCACGCUGGUACUUGGCCGACAUCGAGACUGAGGCGGCGGUGCUCAUGGCGGAUGACAUUGAGCUGUGGGCCAUCCGCUGAGCACAGACAGACGGACAGACAGACACACAAAUACGCUCCACCAACACGGGGAGAGACCGACAAAGACAGACAGACAGACCGACAUCGAUCGCAUGAGAUGGGUACGGUGGCAGACCGACUUCACAGAGUGACCUGUUCAUCAUGCGUGUGUCUUCAUGGACUGAAAUUUUGGAUCUGAUCGCAGUGUCUUCAUCCAAAAUUUCACACGAAGGAGUUGAUCUACUGUCUCGCUAAUCUAUCGGUGUCAUGGGUCGUGAUGAUUGAUGGAUGGAUGGAUGGAGGUAUGGUGACG
Molecule: messenger RNA, 2059 nt
Organism: Vitrella brassicaformis
Lineage: Eukaryota; Vitrellaceae
Source: the annotation of a GenBank genome assembly